UUACCAGAGCCAAAGUCUUUUUAUCCAUUGCGUAUAUUUACCGCUGUGUUAAUUCUUAUAACAUAUACGGGGUAUUGUAUAUUUUUAAUUUGGCAAAUAAGUCGAGAUAGCCCUGUUCUAAGAGAUUUUCAAGAGUUUGAAGAUUUAUUGCCGGUUCCUGACAUACAAAUCUGCGGGUGGCAGAAUGAUAUACAAAUAGAAAGAUGCGACUUCCUAUGGAACAACUCAACUGUAACAACAUACGAAAAUUGUACCGGACCUAUCCAAAAAUUAUAUCAAUCACCAAAUAGAAUAAACCUAAACGAUUUUUGUUAUUUGUUCACUAUUGUGGAUAAAACGAUAAAAUAUGGGCGUUUGGAUAACGAUACUCUAAAGAAUAUCGAUUUUUAUUAUAAGAUUUUGAAUAUGACAAGUUUUUCAGAGUAUUCUAUUUCUGUUGCUACGAUUGCUAUACAAUUGUAUGAUCCGAGUUUUAAUCCUGUUUGGGAUGGAACACAAUUACGUGGAAUGGUCGAUGAUGCGAUGAAUCAAAAUUUCAAACUAGAAUUUAAUACUUUUGCCGGAAUAUAUAAUUAUUCUUCUCUGGCUAAAAUCCAAAGAUCAGUGUUCAGAUCAAUUUUACCAGGCGAUAUUAGCGCAAUCUUUGGCUUUAAUCCCAGUUAUCAUAACACAACUACUUAUUCAGUGAAUCCAGAAUAUUUUCCACUCCAUUUGAGUCAAAAUAUAACUGAUGAAGAAUAUUCCGGUCACUUUUCAGUAAAGGUUGGAACUUUUUCACAGGACGUGCGCGAGCAGCAACGGACCCAUACUAUUUUGGGUGCACUGGGUCUUGCUGGAGGUGGUUUUGGGGCAUUAUGUGGAAUUUAUGUUGCAUUGUUUGGAGAAGCGAGGUUACGGCCAUGGGGAUGGAUGCAUCAUGCAGCCAAGGCCUCAAUAUCACAAAAAUUACGAGCACUUGAUCCAACCAAUAUACCUUUUGUAACGUCACUAGUAGUCACCGGACGAAAUAUAAACCCUGUCGAAGAACGAACUAGACGACUCGAAGAGCGCAUCGAUGAAUUAGAAGGAAUCUUAUCAGAUUAUUUCCUUGAUGGAAGGUUUUUGGCUAAAUUGCAAACACGACGUGCUGCUACUAUGACUUCUAUAUUGGCCGAUAGCACAAUGGAUAAAGCAAAUAACGAAGUCGUUUCUGACAAAGUGGUUGGUGACGAUGAAACAAGGGCAAAUAUUGAGUAA
Ambispora leptoticha is the source of this 1236-nucleotide messenger RNA. The record is from the annotation of a GenBank genome assembly. Lineage: Eukaryota; Fungi; Glomeromycota; Glomeromycetes; Archaeosporales; Ambisporaceae.